This is a messenger RNA of Lingula anatina, 7135 nucleotides long. RefSeq lists its product as uncharacterized. Gene Ontology annotation, biological process: regulation of transcription by RNA polymerase II; negative regulation of DNA-templated transcription. Gene Ontology annotation, molecular function: transcription corepressor activity. Gene Ontology annotation, cellular component: transcription regulator complex; histone deacetylase complex. The record is from RefSeq and is a predicted model, not a curated record. Lineage: Eukaryota; Metazoa; Brachiopoda; Lingulata; Lingulida; Lingulidae.
AAAAUUAAAUAUGGAAAGAUUCAAAGAGUAAAUGAUUUUAUCUUGACAAGGUUAACUGUUCAAAAUAACACAUUGUUUAUGUCGAACUUGAUUUAAAAGCGGAUGGUUAAUAAUGAGUCCACAGGCUUGUAGUAUUUUACGUAGAGCAAGUUUACACAGUAAUUUUGAGUUUACAUCAACUUUGAAGCUUGCAAGCUACACCGAAGACCGAGUAGUUUUUAACACAGAACCUAUUGAAAUGGCAAUCAAAACAGAGUGAGCCUCUAAGAAUGUCAGCCAACUACCAAUCCCCAGGGCAUAUGACCAACUCCCCUAGGGACCACAUGAACAUGGCUGGAUAUCAACACUCCCCGGUGGGGACCCAUUCUCCGCUGACCCCAAAUUAUCAGUCUCCAGGCCCAGUUCCCAACUCCCCCCUCACCCCCAGCUACCAGUCCCAGCAACAGCAGAGUCACAGUGUGCCUAACUCCCCGCGAGAUCCCAUGGAUAAUAAUAAUCACAUGUCCAAGGCGACUGCAGGCGGGGGAUAUCAUGGGAUUCUAAUGCCUCCGCCCCUGGGGAGGCGGAGAAUGCACAGCAAUCAAGGCUACAUAGGGAACAACAAUGUGAAUAAUGUGAAUGCCAGGAACUACCACCACCAGGCCUCGCCAUCACCAGUGUAUACUCACAGUGGUUCCCCACAUCCGCAGUCUCAGAAUGUGUUCCAGUACCCAGAUCCACCGUACAACAUGCGUGGAAAUAACUUUCAGAAUGACACCAUGCAGAAUUAUGGCCAGCAGAUGAACGACCCAAACAUGUCGCCCCACAUGUUGCAAGAUGGGAACCAGUUUCAGUUCCAAGCUCCUAUUGGGCAGCAAUGCAUGAACGAUCCCAACCCUUCUCCACACGGUCCCCACACCCCUCAUACCCCUCACACACCGGGGGGUCACGCCUCUGCCCCCCACACACCGCAUACACCUCAUACUCCAAUCAACAGAAUGCCUGUUGUCCAGCAACAGGGCAUGAAUGACCCCAACAUGUCACCCCACCCUACAAUGUCCCCACAUCACACCAUGGCAAAGGACACGACACAUUUCCAGUUUCCAGUUGUACGACAACAAAUGAAUGACCCUAAUAAAUCCCCCCACAUGAUCAAUCAGAUGAACAUGAGGCAGGUGAUGAACGAUCCCAACAAGUCGCCUCAUGUGAUGGUCAAGCAAGCCGAAGCAUUUACCUUUCCUCCUUUGUCUGUGUCACAGUCAAUGAAUGACCCCAACUCCUCGCCUCACCCUAUGAACACACACAUCGCUGCCUUCAACAAACAAUUAAUGGCUACAAACUUUGCCCACUGCAAUGACCAGCGUGGGACAGAGCCAAGGUCACCAUUUGACCACCGCCCCGAUUUGCCAGUGAAUAGUUUGAAUGUAGCAGGAAUACAAACAUCUAUGACUGAUGACAAGGGAAUGGGCCCGUUAAGUGUGGGCGUACCUGUGACAUAUACAGAUACUGGUCAGCCUAGCCCUGCCUCCUCAGCCACCAGCAUGACCACUCAGGGGCUGAGGUUCCAGUCGUCAGGUAACGCUGGGGACGCCAUGCUCAGUGCCAUCAACUACAAUGACAGUGAUCUGCUGCAAGACAGCCAUUUUGAUGUUGCCAACAAUCUCAACAACAUCAGUGACAAUUUGCUGAGCAAUAUGAACAGUAGCAGUAACAUGAGCCUCGGGGAUGGAGGGCCUCCAACAUUUGAUCUAUUUGAAGGAGACGGCCACGUCAGUGAGCCUUAUAACCCACAGGAGCUUCAGCUGCCAGGAGACGCCUUUGGGGACAGCUCCUCUGGUUUCAGCAUGUCUGACAGCAUGGAUGCUGAUAAUCCAGGUAACCAUGGCAACCCAAAGCAGCAUAACCCCCUCAAUGCUCACAACCCCCACCCUGGAGAACAAGGCAGUAAUGGGGGUGGAGACCCGCAGCUGGUCCCAGAGAAGCCCAGAGGAAAAGGACGCCCCUCCAAGUCUGGGGGGUCCCCGGGGAGAGGGGGCGUGCACUGCCAGGUGUGUCAAAAGGCAUUCAACAACUCCAGUGCACUGGCUAAACACAAGCUAACUCACAGUGAUGAGAGGAAAUAUGUCUGCCCUAUCUGUUCCAAGGCCUUCAAGCGGCAGGACCACUUGAAUGGUCAUAUGAUGACACACAGGAGCAAGAAGCCUUAUGAAUGCAAAUUUGAAGGAUGUGAUAAAAGUUAUUGCGACGCCCGUUCUUUGCGAAGGCAUCUGGAAAAUCACCAUCAAGCGUCUCAAGACAUGAUCACAACCUCGACUGUGACUGCCAUGACGGUUAUUCCCCCUGUUGCCGAGCAGUCUGGACAGUUUCCUUCGGGCAGAACUGGAAACACGCAGGGAGGACAGUUUUUCCAGUUUGAACAGUCACAAGAAAAUAGUGGCUCCCAGUGGCAGCAGAAUUUGAAUGUGAAUCGUUGGCAGCGGCCGGGGGACAGAUCCCCAGGGUAUCUACAGCAGGUUAGCCCUAUCAGCCCAGCCCCAGGUCAGGGCGGGGUGCCUACCAGCCCACUGCAGAGACAGGCAGCUGGUGUGUGGGGCUUUCCUAAUCCACUGAAUGAGCCCAAGCCAGUGGAAUGCAGCAUGUGCCAUAGGCGUUUUAAGAACAUCCCAGCACUAAACGGCCACAUGCGGCUCCAUGGAGGAUAUUUUAAGAAAGUUAGCGACUUGGAGAAAGAUGAAUCAAAGAAAGAUAAAGAAGAGGGUAAUAGCGAGUCCCAGCCUCCGGAGCUGACCCCACAGCCCCCGGCCAGUUCAUCUGGUGCUGACAGUAAUAGCAGCAACGCCAGUCUCACUGAAGCAAGGAACAUGUCCCUAGCUCAACACUUACAGCAGCCAAUACAACAACAGCAACAACAACAACAACAUCAGCCAAUACAGCAGCAGCAACAACAUCAACAGUUACAGCAACCGAUGGGACCUCCCAAAUUGGAACCUGCUAUUUCUGUCAAAUUAGAAUCGAGUUUAGCAGUCAGUUCAAAUCAGGGACAGCCGACAAAUUUUGUGUCGACGAGCCACAUGACAGCUGGGCAGUUAUCGGUGAAAAAAGUCAAUGUUAUGCCCCCUCCAAGCUCAGUUCAUUUACCACUAUCUGGGGGUUUCAGUAUGUCUCAAUCCCAAAGUUUAAACAGUGAUGAAGGGUUAUUGUCGAGUUUUGCUGGUGUAGCAGUUGGUAGAGAGUUAGGUAUGGAACAAACAGGAGUUGGAGUAAAGCCGUCCAGUGCUAAUACAAGGAUUCCUUCAGCGUUUACUUUCACUGAUGCUGACAGUGUUAAAACAAAGCAAAAGCUUUUACAGGCCUUACAAGAACCCUCAUUUCGCCCUAUUCAGCAGGAAAAUUUGUUACGGCCAAUGCAGGAAGUGAAUGAGAGAAAAAGACACGCAAGUGCUGACCCAGACAAAUUUACUUCCCCGACCAGGAAAAAUUCCUUAACGUCUCCAGGCAGCUUAGCCUAUAUGUUAACAAAUUUUCAAAAAACUGGCAGCACUGUAAAAUGUGAACUUGAAAAGAGAAGAUCUCAGGAAUUUUUUGAUCAGGACGAAAUGUUUGUGCGUCCUGAGCCCGUGCGAUCUCGGAGUCGCCCGGACGAGCACAGUAUAGGGCGACCACGGAGUAGGACGGAUGAUCCAUUCCAUGCUAGAAAAGGGAUUGAAGAGGGAAUGGGGGUUUUCAGGAACCCAGGUGCCAUGCACGGCAGUCAGAUCAAGGCAAAAAGAAAACACAGGCCCGAGCCUCUUGUGAUUCCGCAAAACAUGAGCCAUUUUGGCUUUCAGAGUAGGCUGCGGUCGCCUAGAAUUUGGGAACCCAGUGGGGCGGAGAAAAAAACGGGGCAUACUCCACCCCCGUACACCCCACCACCAAUGCUUAGUCCUGUGAGGAGCGGGUCAGGAUUGUUCUGGAGCAUACAGCCACACCCACUUAGGCCUGUUACACCAAAGUCUGCACCUGUAACGCCAAAGAUCAGAAGAGGGAGUUUUGGAUUGAGUCACAGUGUAGGUGGCGUGACCAGCUGGUCCGGUCUCAUUCAAACAAAAGAGCCCAUUAAAGAGGAAGAAGAUGAGGAAGAAGAGGAAGAAGAAGAGGGCACAGAGGUUGAGGAAGAAACACAAAUUGAGCCACCACCAGAAACUGACAUACAACCACAUGUAAAUAUAGGACCUCAGUACCAAGCUGAUGUUCCUUCUUGCUUAGAAAGCCGCAAUAGAAUUUAUUUUGACGACCGAGUGAGGGAAGACCUGGUGUGGGACCCAGCAAUUAUAGAUCAUACUACUGAAGAUGAAGUUCAGUCAUAUCAAGAGUUUGCUAGCUGUGCUGCAGUGCCUGGGAAUGGAGUCAACAUGGAAUAUGCCUUACACUUAUUACACAUUGUGAAGGGAGACGUACAGAAAGCAAUUUUGGAACUUAUGAAGGCAACACCAAAGCUACCUAAUAGACAUCCACUUGUGACCUUUUCAUAUCAAGAAUCUGACACUUGGAGCUCAGAGGAAAUAGAAGCAUUCAUAGAAGGGAUGCUGAAAUUUGACAAAGAUUUUUUCAAUGUUUCCAAAGAGGUGAAAACCAAAACUACCAAACAGUGCAUACAGUUCUACUAUCUGUGGAAGAAAGUUUGUCUAGACGAAUACAAACGUAUGCGGAUAUUGCGUAGAAAACGCACUGACGAUGACAUUUACAACUUGCGCUCAAGAGCGGCUCAGCAGGAUGACUUGGAACAUCAGCAGCAGACGCAGGCAGACAGUGAUGAUUCUGACGACGAUUCGUCUGCUACUGGAAAUGUAGAGGAACCGAAUGAAAAGGAACCAGAUGCCUCCAAUGGUGUCCAAAUAGUUUACACUUGUGCCUACCCAAAUUGUAAUGCAUCAUUUCCAUCAAAACAAGCACUUAGUGGCCAUAUAAGAAUCCAUGUGAACAGUAGUGAAGGGAACACAAGAAAGUCUGCAGAACCCAGUCCUCAUCGAAGUCCUCACAGAAAGGAGGGGACAGGUCCCCCAUCUAACAAAUCAACAGUAUCAGAGGGAGUAGAGGAGUUUCCAUGCAAGAUUUGUGGAAAAGUAUUUUACAAAGUGAAAAGUCGGAGUGCUCAUAUGAAGAGUCACAGUGACAAAGAAAGAAAUCGUAAAAAUGCCCUUGCAGCACAGAAUAAUAGUCCAUAUUCACCAUACUCCGAUACCUAAGGAUUUGGAACUCCUACUGCAAUGUUUGUCUUAAAGACUGUUGCAUGGAAUUUUAUAAAACACAUUUUUUUACAGAUUAAUUCAACUUUGUCAAUAGCAAGGCUGAAACUAUAAGUGUUGACCUAAGUAUUUUGAUAUUUUGGCAUGUUGGAAUUGCCAUGCCUUGUCUCUGCAUUAUUUAUCAAAAAUAAUGCCCCUACUGAUAAUCUGACUGGUGGAUAUAAAAUAUAAUAGAAAUUAUUGUUUUAACAGUGCCAAAGACACUGAGUGUUUGCCGACAGCACUGGGUUAUAAUAAAAAUGUUGUAUAAAUGUGUAUAAUUUUAAGUAUCUUAUUUUCUGAGCUGAAAAAAAAGCAUGAUGAGAAUUUACUAUAAAAAAUUUUAUAUGUUUAUAGCAUCUAUUUAACUUAGUAAGAGCAGUGUUUCAUAAUUCAUUCCCCUUUUGUCACAUUUUUCAUUUGCCUUAGAUUGCCUUUUUACUGCAGGAAUAGAGAAGCAACAUGAUAUUCCAUGCUACUCCUAGAAGUUUGAUUGUUACUGAUUUUUUUUUUUUUUUUUGUCUGGCUAAAGAAAAGCCAAAAAUUUAGGGGUUUAUCCCCCCCAAUAUAUGCCUGUAGUAUGAAAGUAAGUUAUUUGCUUUGAAUGAAACACACUAGGUAAACUGACCUCAGUAGUUAUAUCAGUCAGUACAAUGUUAAUCAAAGAUGAGGCUAAAUAUGUGCAAUCAGUGAAUACCAUAAUACUGGCUUCGUUUGGGAAUUUUUAUAUCAUCAUGUUUUUUUAGUGAAAUAUUUGUAAAAAUCUAAUACUAAGCUAAGUAUAUUUUAAGUGUGCAGCGGUUGUAUUUAAGGGUGCCAACUUGUACAGGUAACCCCAAAGUUACAAUAGAGAGGAUCAUGCUUCAUGUUUGUACUAUAUACAACUUCACUAAGCUUUACUGCACACCAUGGAGAAGAGAAAACAAACAUAUUAAAGAAGUAAAAGAAAUAUAUUCCCAUUUACAAAAGAAGUGUCAAAUUAAUUCACCUAUUUUUGUAUCUGUAUGUCUAUGGUGUUCUUUGUCUCCAGAUAUUGCAGGUAUUGUGAUAACAUUGUGCUUUGUGAUAGAUGUAUAUAGAUAGAAAUAUAUAUAUAUAUAUAAUGCACACAGCAGAAGAGGAAGGCAAUCAGUGAUUGAGAUUGUUGUCAUACUUGGACAUUGUUAUGGAAUUUUACAUGCAGAGCUUUACUAAUGACCUAAUUAAAGAAAAGAUGGAUGUACGUUAGUGACAGUGGAGAAAUGUUUUAAAGUUAAAAUUGGAUAUAGGUUAAGCACAUAAUGCAUAAUAAUGUAUUUGCUGCUUUUAGAUAUGUCUUAUAACAAUUUUUUUUGUAAAACUGCCAUUUUGCAUUUGAUAUAUAGUGUUACUGAUUAUACGUAUGGAAAAGAGAUUCUUACAUGUAGAGUCAUGUAUAAUGAAAUGAGCAUUCUAUUGUUAAGGUUUUAGUGUACUUGUUGUGGAUACUCUUGGUAUUGCAACAUUAUCAAAUUUGCAAUAUUUUCCUUAUUUUUUUGUGGAGAAAAAAUUAUAUAUUACUCAAACCAAUUAAAAGUUUAAUUUUAUGAACUUCAGUUUUAGUAUGUGGUUGAUCACACAUAAACAUUUGCUAAAUAGUCAUUUUGCCCAAAGACUGAAUACAUUCCAAAUAUGAGCACCUACAAAAUACUGCAAGUACAUCUGCAUGUUCUUCAGUGUCUGUGAGGGCUAUGCACUCAUGCAACGAGAAGUUUGCAAUCCAGCAAUUUCGGUCUUGACGCUGGGUGCUUGAUCUUUUGCAUCAUUGACAUUUGAGCUUGAUUUAAAAGUCAAAAACUUUCCAAGUGCAAUAGACUUGUGGAACUGUUCUACAAUUUCCAAGUGCAGUAUGCUAUUCCACCACUCUUCAGUGG